AAAAAAUAAAAAAAAAAUCAUAGAACAGAGCAGAGCACUUUCGAGAGGUGACGAAAGUCGACAUGGCACACGCAUUUCCCCCUCUUUCCUUAGGUAUGCGGCUCCAGAUUCGUCCUCCGAACCACGGCGACGUGCCCUCCUUCGUUUUUCUUCGUGAAGUGUAGGCUUACGCGAAGCCGCGGCACCAACACAGGAAGUGAGGGAACUCCGCGAGUAUAUAUAAGCCAAGAGGUACCCGGGGCACCUUCGCACUUUAACGUUUCACCCUGGCCAAUCGAGAUUUCAUCCUUCCAUCGCUAUGGAUACAGUCGUGCGGAAGAUGGUCGCAGUAAUGGCGCUUUGCGUUUCUCUGAGCCGAUGUGAGCCACUAGCCUUAAGCAACCAGUACGGCGUGCCAGGAAAUUUCGUGGGUAACGCGCCACAAGGAAACCAGUACCAGCAGCAGCAAACCGUAACGAACAGCUACGGUGCACCAUUGGCUGAUGGCCACGGACACGACGAGCACCAGGACUACAUUGAUAGUCAGCCAAAGUCCUAUGAAUUCGGCUACGCGGUACGAGAUGCGGCGAGUGGCAACGACUUUGGCAGGCGCGAGACAAGCGACGGCGAGACCGUCCGGGGCGAGUACAGGGUCCAGCUGCCGGACGGUCGUACGCAAAUCGUCACCUACACCGCUGAUUGGCGAACUGGAUUCCAUGCUGACGUGCGGUACGAGGGUGUCGCCCAGUUCCCAGAUCAGUACAACACUGGCAACCAGGGUUAUAAUAACAAUGCUAACAAUGCCAACAAUAAUGCAGCAUACGAUUAUGUUGGCAACAAUAUAGACUCAGCGUACAACAAUGUAGCAGGCAAUCGUGGCGGAUACAACAAUUACCAGAGUGCCGCUAACAACUAUAACUCGGGAUCCAAUUACAAUUAUCAAUACGGUUCGAACUCCGUAGACAGUGGCUAUUCUAGUGGAAACUCCUUUGGACCAUCGGUUUCACCACCACCUUCACCACCCCAACCGACUUACGGUGUACCCUUUCACUGAGGGUCACCUAGUGUUCUAGUGAACCUGUGUGUACGAUUACCGUGUUUAAUUCUAGUGACUUUCUUUCCUCGGACUUACACUCGAAUGAACGUAAUUCGUUAAUCAACUAAGAGCUUAUAUUCUCUUAUUUAAGUUCCAAUAUUAAUUUAAU
Ceratosolen solmsi marchali is the source of this 1184-nucleotide messenger RNA. Its product is annotated as pro-resilin-like. Gene Ontology annotation, cellular component: extracellular matrix. Lineage: Eukaryota; Metazoa; Arthropoda; Insecta; Hymenoptera; Agaonidae. The transcript has 5 exons. The coding region runs from base 299 to 1033 and encodes 244 amino acids. The record is from RefSeq and is a predicted model, not a curated record.